Macrosiphum euphorbiae (potato aphid) is the source of this 1323-nucleotide messenger RNA. The record is from the annotation of a GenBank genome assembly. NCBI's taxonomy places the organism in Eukaryota, Metazoa, Arthropoda, Insecta, Hemiptera, Aphididae.
AUGUCGAACAGUACUCCGGAACUCAAAUAUUUCAGUUUUGGUACCGCUGGUAAGAAAGUGUUGAGCAGGUCACUUGCUGUUGGUACGAAGACUGGAUAUCGUUUAUACUCGUUGUCUUCCGUUGAUAAUUUAGACCAAAUAUAUGAAAAUGAAUCUGAAGAUAUCUGUAUUGUGGAGAGGCUAUUCAGCAGUAGCCUGGUUGCAGUGGUCAGCUUGUCGUCGCCACGUAAGUUAAGAGUGUGCCAUUUUAAAAAAGGAAAUGAAAUAUGCAACUACAGCUAUUCAAACACUAUUCUAGGUGUGAAAUUAAACAGGGCUAGAUUAGUUGUAUGCCUAGAGGAAUCUUUGUAUAUACACAAUAUACAUGACAUGAAGGUCUUGCACACAAUUAGAGACACUCCACCUAACCCAGCUGGACUUUGUUGUCUGUCUACAAAUAGUGAUAUGUGCUAUUUGGCAUAUCCCGGUUCAAGUACAACUGGUGAAGUGCAAAUUUUUGAUGCCAUCAAUUUGCAAUCUGUGUCCAUGAUCUCAGCUCAUGAAAGUCCUUUGGCGGCAAUGGCCAUUAGCCACCAGGGCAAUAGAAUAGCGACGGCCAGUGAACGAGGCACAGUUAUUAGAGUGUUCAACAUUUCUGAUGGUGCUAAAUUAUAUGAGUUCCGUCGUGGUGUUAAGCGCUGUGUCAGUAUUUGUAGCUUGGCGUUCAGUAUUGAUGGCUUGUACUUGUGUUCAUCAAGUAAUACUGAAACAGUGCAUGUGUUCAAAUUGGAUGACACCAAAGAAAUACCACAAAUGCCCGAUGAACAACAAAGCUGGAUGUCAUUUUUAUCAAAAGCCGUUACUGCAUCAGCUAAUUAUUUACCGACUCAAGUAACAGAUGUGUUCAACCAGGGACGAGCAGUAGCUUCAAUUCAUCUACCGUUUCAGGGACUAAAAAAUAUUUGUACAAUAGUGAUGGUUGACAAAGUUUUAAGGUUACUGGUUGCUUCAUCCCAUGGAUAUUUAUAUGUUUAUAAUUUAGAUAUGGAAGAGGGUGGUGAAUGUACUCUUUGGCGUACUCAUAGACUGGAUGGCCAAUUAGAUGUAGUGGACAGCCCUAAACCAAUCAAAUUGAAGGAGGUCAAUACAACCAAGUUGGAUAAAACCACGAAAACAGAAUCCUCCAUCAAUACAAAAUUAGAUACUGGGCCUGCAGUAGACACUAAUCAUAUGACUAAGGACUGCUUGGAUUACACACUAUCUGUAGCGAAUCCAGUUGGAAGUUAUGCUGGUGCCCUCAGGGACAUCCCCAUCCAGUCAGUCAGAUGCAGAGAAUCAUGUUGA